Molecule: messenger RNA, 1074 nt
Organism: Purpureocillium lilacinum
Lineage: Eukaryota; Fungi; Ascomycota; Sordariomycetes; Hypocreales; Ophiocordycipitaceae
Source: RefSeq, a predicted model, not a curated record
AUGAGACGAGAGUUGAAUGGUCGGUCUUGGUUGCAUGCAGUAUGCAUGCGAACGACAAGCUGGUGUGGAGCUCGGGAGCGUAACCACCCACGUGAUGGGAUCACAGGCGAAAGCGAAAAGUAUAAAGGGCUUUUCUUCUGUCGUGGACAAACUUCUUCCUUCUUUUUUACUUUCUGGGAGAAAGACGCUUUGCACCUCUCGAAAACGAAGCAACCGUCGAGGCUUGGACUCGGCAUUCACACAAACACCCACGAUGGGGUUAUCUGUAAAGAUCUCGCUUGGCGACUAGAUCACGGAGAAGUGAUGGUCAGAGAACCUGAUUCCGUCCCUAGGCACGUAGUAGUGCCUUUGACGAUGGGAAAAGCAGAGUGGCUUUGUCAUGGACACAUGGAGAGACGAGAUACGUCUCACUCUACCCCUCACACCUUGGACACAAUGUCCAAGCAGGACUGGCACUGGGGCUGGAAAGCCACAGCAAGACCUUUUCCUUUUCUACCCUUUGUGGUCACGCGGUGCGCCGUGACACGCGUCCUCCGAUUUGUCAUCGACAAUCCCCCCCGCCACGAAAUGGCUCCCAGGUAUGGCCGGAGCAAGAAACGGUACCGUCACGAACCCCAGUGUGGUGAGUUUGUUCUGUACGCAAAGGUCAUCUUUGUGACCUACACACGCAGCCGGAUUCACGGCAAGGAAGACUUUCACGAGUCCCUUAUCGAGUCGGUCGAGAGGAGUUUGGCCAGUGACUGGGCAACCCACAAUGUCUCUGCCAAGGUGUUUGGAAGCAGAGAGUGGCACGAGAAUGGUGUUCCACACUACCAUGUGGCGAUAGAGUUCUCGCAGAAGAUUUACUGGCCGAUGGCCCGCAAGAUGUUGUCGGUUUGGAUCAUCGUGGAUGGUCGUCGCGCGGUGGACACGCAGUCCAUCUUCAUCAAGAAGCCAAAGAUGGGCGAGACAAACGAGAACUUUUUACGUGACGUGCAGGAUUACAUAGCCAAGGAGGGCGAUGUCUUUGGACAACGAAUCCCGGACAAGGAGAGAACGGGCAGCAGGAAGCGGGAUCCGCUACCAAUACUGUAG